Molecule: messenger RNA, 891 nt
Organism: Colletotrichum chrysophilum
Lineage: Eukaryota; Fungi; Ascomycota; Sordariomycetes; Glomerellales; Glomerellaceae
Exons: 2
Coding region: 1-891 (296 amino acids)
Molecular function (GO): oxidoreductase activity
Source: RefSeq, a predicted model, not a curated record
AUGGCUAAGUCGCUUUACGACGACUUCGUAGCCGUACACUACACGAGUUUCAGAAACACACAUCUGACGGUGUCGUUCUUCGCUUGGCAUCGGUAUUAUCUAGCCACAUUCGAGCAGAAGCUGCGAACAGAAUGCGCAUACAAAGGCGCACUGCCAUACUGGGAAUGGGGCCUUGACAUCAACGAUCCCGCUGCCUCCCCAGUAUUCGACGGCUCCGAAACCUCCCUGGGCAGUGACGGUGCCUUCAUCCCCCACGAUGGCCUUCGUCUCCGACAGCCCUUCUCCAACAACCUCAUCGUCCUCGAACCGGGAUCUGGAGGCGGAUGUGUCAAGUCUGGACCGUUCUCCAAGAUGGUGGUACAUAUCGGACCAGCUGCACUUGCACAGUAUGGUACCGACGUGCCGUUCAACGUCACGGAUCCGCUAGAAGACUUGCCGCGAUGUCUGAAGCGGGAUCUGAACAAGAGCGUUGCGGCGAAAUACUGUUCGUUCCGAAAUACAACAAACCUCAUCACCCAACAACAGACUAUCGAGACCUUCGCACCGCUUUUACAGGGCGAUGAUCGCUUCUUCCCGAAUACCCUGGGUGUCCACGGUGGAGGCCACUUCAUUAUCGGCGGCGAUCCUGGCGCGGAUGGACUGAUCGCGCCUGGGGAUCCCGCUUUCUGGGUCCAUCAAGCCCAGGUCGAUCGCGUCUACUGGAUCUGGCAGAACCUCGACUUUGCCAAUCGACAGGGCGUGUUCGGCACCUUUUCGCUCCAAGAUAAUCCGAAAAGCCCCAAUGGGAGCGUCGACGACCUGAUUGACCUGACACCGUUGACAACGCCCGUCAAGAUCAAGGACCUGAUGAACACCGUGGGCGGCACGCCGCUAUGCUACAUGUACGAAUAG